AGAAAUUUUCUCUUAUCUGUGAAUCACAUUUCAAUCUCUAAAUCUUUUGUGUUCAGUAAUUUUGCAAGGUAUAGCAACCAAAGAUCGUCAUGGCAACGAUAGCAGCUAAUCUAAGCAGAAGAUUAGAAGGAAAGGUUGCCAUAAUCACAGGUGGGGCAUCAGGAAUUGGAGAAGCCACAGUUGGGCUGUUUACAAAACAUGGAGCCAAAGUGAUCGUGGCUGACAUUAGUAAAAAGGUUCCUCAAUCUUUUUCCCCAGAUGUCACAUACGCCCAAUGUGAUGUGAGCAGAGAAGAAGAUGUGAGUGCAGCUGUGGAUUUGGCCAUGGAAAAGCAUGGUAAACUGGACAUUAUGUUUAAUAAUGCAGGAACCGUUGAUAAGAAAAAUAGCAAGGCGAUGGAGUAUGACAUGGAAGAGUUUCAGCGUGUGAUGAAUGUAAACAUAAAAGGAGUAAUGCAUGGAAUUAAGCAUGCAGCGCGCGUUAUGGUCCCAAGGAAAAAUGGGUGCAUAAUUUCUACAGCUAGUAUGGCAGGAAUAGUGGGUGGACUGGGUCCUUAUGCAUACACAUCUUCUAAGCAUGCAAUCAUAGGCCUCACCAAACAAGGAGCGGCUGAGAUGGGGAGAUAUGGUAUCAGAGUCAAUUGUGUUUCUCCAGCUGCCCUGGCCACAGAUAUUACAUUACAAUUCUUUGGAAAGGAUAAUCCCAUGAGUCUAGAAGAGAUCAGGGCCAAUUGGGAGGCGUUUUGUGACAAGGUAGCCAAUUUAAAGGACCAUACUCUUAGGGCACAAGAUAUUGCAGAGGCUGCUUUGUAUCUGGCCAGUGAGGAAUCUAAGUUCGUAAGUGGCCAUAAUCUUGUGGUAGAUGGAGGGAACUCAGUAGUAAACCAUGAUUUGGGUCUCUAUCAGUGAUAACAUUUCAUUUUGACAGCAAGCUUCUCUCUUUUAAAAUAAAACUCAAAAAUUGGAAGACUAUUUGAGAAGUGAUAUGUGAGCCUCACUACCAUGCACACUGUUCACUCCAGUGAUCCUCAUCCAGUUACGCACGCCAUUCACCAUGUGCAAUUUUAUUUAAUAGUUAGUGUGCAUAUGGUUGAUUCUUAGAUGUAUGUGUCGAUUUGCAUGUCAAAUUCAUUAAGGAAAACACUGUAGUUUACUGUCUUUAUUUGGACAAUGUAAUCUUAUUGAAAGUAGCCUGCAAUAAAUGAGAAUGACCUCGAUUGAGGCAUAAUGUAAUAGAGUUCGAGAAGUUUGAAUGAAUAAAAGAGUCUUUGUGUUA
Messenger RNA from Cryptomeria japonica (Japanese cedar), 1275 nucleotides. RefSeq names its product short-chain dehydrogenase reductase 2a. The record is from RefSeq and is a predicted model, not a curated record. Lineage: Eukaryota; Viridiplantae; Streptophyta; Pinopsida; Cupressales; Cupressaceae. The coding region runs from base 90 to 908 and encodes 272 amino acids. The transcript has 2 exons.